AUGCGGCUUCUCGGUCGACUCCGCUCCCCAGCUCCCGAGCCUGCCUUCUCCAACGUGCUCACCCCGGGCCGCAUCCCAGAGUUCUGCAUCCCACCGAGGCUGUCCGUCCCCGACGCUGCGGAAUCUCCGCUCCCGGCCGCCGCCCUGCCCUGGCGCUGCGCGGCCGAACCCGACCUAUGGCUGCGCCCCCGGGACGACCUGGACGACGACGACGACGACGACGACGGCGCGGGCCACACGGACUGGGACCCGCGCUCACAGGCUGCGCUCUCGCUGCCGCACCUGCCCCGCGCGCGCACCGCCUACGGCUUCUGCGCGCUGCUGGAGAGCCCGCACACGCGCCGCAAGGAGUCGCUCUUCCUCGGCCACCCAGGCGCCCCCGUCCCCCGGCUGGGGCUCCGCCAACGCGCUCACACCUACGGGGGCCCGCGCCGCGCCUCGGACUCCGUGCUCGCCGCCCCACGCGACCCGGACACCGCCCCAGCGCCCGCUCCCCCGCCCGGUGUGCGCCGCCUCCUGCGCGGCCCCGACGGGCUGCUGAGCCGCGCGCUGCGGGCCCCUCGAGGUCGGGCCGGCGCGCGCCCCGCGUCCCGCGGUGACGAGCACGAGCGCGCCGCCUCCUGCGCGCCCCCGGCCCCCAGCGGCCCGGAUCCCGAGCGCCUGCAGGCCGAGGCCAGCGUGGCCGUGGGCCGCGGGGCGUGCACGCUGCGCCUGGCCGCCGAGUACUGUCGGCGCAGCGCGAGCCUCCGCCUCCGCCUGCUGCGCGCCGAGGGCCCGGCCGUGGCGCUGGAGCCCCGCGCCGUGGGCUGUCGCCUCAGCCUGGUGCAGCGGCCGUCGGGCCAGCAGCGCGCCAGCGUAGUCCGCCGCAGCCGCAAGGCCGCCCUGGACCAGGACUGCUGCUUCGACGGGCUCUCGGAGGAGCAGCUGCGCCGCCUGGUGGUGCGCAUCAAAGCCGAGAGCAAGGGCCGUGGGCUGGAGCGCAGGCGACCGCUGGGCCAGGGCGAGCUGCUGCUGGGCUCUCUGCUGCUGCUCUGAGCCCGGCUUCCCUGGCGCCCUGGACACUGAGGGUGGCUUGGCUUUGAGGUGCACAGAGACUCUUGGCCUUGGGACACUUGUAGUCUGUUGCACAACGGCUUGGCCCUGAGACACACACAGACUCUUGGCUCUGCUACACUUUCCCUUUUGUACAAAAUAAAACUUAUUUAUUUUUCUAUUUAU
Meriones unguiculatus (Mongolian gerbil) is the source of this 1218-nucleotide messenger RNA. Its product is annotated as C2 calcium-dependent domain-containing protein 4A. Lineage: Eukaryota; Metazoa; Chordata; Mammalia; Rodentia; Muridae. Bases 1 to 1035 code for a protein of 344 amino acids. The transcript has a single exon. The record is from RefSeq and is a predicted model, not a curated record.